AUGGCUCUCGUUAUAUUAAAUCAUAACUUCGGCGAUUUUGGAGCCAUCACGGAAAUUCGACGAGUUCGAUGGCAUCCGGGGUCUACAAACGACUCCCAUUUACUCGUUUUGACAUCAGAGAAUUCUUUUCGUUUAUACGAGUGCGAACUGGGCAGCACACCAAGACUCAUAAAAUCCUGGAAGGUAGGCCGCGCGCCAUCGGGCUCGCCGAGCUCGAAAAUUCCGGACUUCGUAUCUCUCGGCGAGAUCGCGGUGGAUUUCGAUUUCGUCACUCCCACUCUGAAGAAGCCGGAGAUGUUCGCUAACAAAAGCCGUAACGAGAUAAAAGAGACGAUCGGUUGGAGUCAGAUCGAGUGGCCGAUUUUGGUUCUUCGUGGUAACGGCGAAGUACUUAUCGUUCGCGGGAACGUUUUGUUGGAAAACUACGAAAAUCCAGCGGUACUGGGCUCGCUAUCUAUGUAUCCGCCGACUGACGAUAAUUACGGAAUAGAUUCAUGCUCCAUCAUGUGCCUGCAAACUAUCCCGCCGAUAGUGGUCAUCGCCAUGUGCACCGGAAAGAUUUAUCACGCGAUACUGCUGCGCGAAAUAUUGGACGACGACAAUACCGAUGACAGAAAGACUUGGUCGCAGUACGGCUCCACUUACAGUCUACACACGCCAGACGACGCGCUUUACGUCUUCGAAUGCAUCGAAUUGGAAUUAGGUCUUCUAUUCACGGACGAAGAUAAGAAAUAUAAUUGUCCUAUUCACCUUCAUUCGGAUAAAAGCAAUAAAUCGAGAUAUUUUUGUUCUCACAAUGCUGGAAUUCACAUGGUGAGUUUACCAAUGGUUUCUCAACUGGAAGAAUUUAUAAAUUUACCUGGUGAUAAUCAUUUGCCGUCCUUGUCGAAUCAAUCUAUUUUGCAAUAUCUAUUUUCUACGAGAACAAAGCACACGAGCGUGGAUGAGGCUACGCCGAUACUUGGUUUUGGUCUUCUUCAAGAGCCUUGUGUUUUUGUUGCUUUGUUGCACACGGGUGACGUCGUUGAUCUCUCCGUUAUAGAUCUAUAUUAUCUGCCAAAAGCCGAGCAAUUAGAACCUGCUAAUAACAUUUUGAACAAGGUGAACAAAGAGUCAUUUGACAUGUAUAUAAAAAAAUUAUUGAGACGAGAAGUAUCGCAACCUUUUACCAAGAUAGGAAGUCGUACUUCCUUGAGUGAAUCCUUAGAAUUGUUGUAUCAUGCCACAAACAUUUUUCGCACCCAACAUUUCGUUCAGCAUGACAAAGUCCGGGAAGAAAUCGGCAAAAAGGUUCGUUCUUUGAAAGUUUCGAAGAUACAUUUGCUGAAGGAACUUGAUACUUUAAUGGAGACGAAAAAAGAAUUGCGACAGACUGCUGAACUUUUGGCGGAGAAAUAUGAAGAUAUCAACGAUAAACAGAAAGAAUUUGCACGUAGAGCAGAGAAAGUUCUGAGAUUGGUAAAUUACAAAGAACCUUUAAUGACCGCGGUUGAACGAGCAGAAGCAGAAGAAUUGAGAAAAAUGAGCAUGAACAUACGCGACAUGCAGAUUCGACUUGAACAACUGAAGAAAAAAUCUGCUCAACAAAUCGUACAAACAGACAUCAUUGAAUCUAAUGGUACCAAGAAAGAAGUAGUUUUUACACAUAAUCAAGAAGAAGCGAUAAGACUGAAUCUUAGUCAAAUGUCAAGAAACAUAAAAAACUUAAUAGACCAGGUGGAACAAAUUAAAGCAGAGAUUAGUCUUACAUAUAUCAGCAAAUAAUAUGAAAUUUUUCUUUUACUUAGUAUUUGUAAUUAGUAUUUUUCUUUAAUGUAUUUACUGAC
Messenger RNA from Pseudomyrmex gracilis, 1826 nucleotides. RefSeq names its product nuclear pore complex protein Nup88 (gene mbo). Gene Ontology annotation, cellular component: nuclear pore. Gene Ontology annotation, molecular function: structural constituent of nuclear pore. Gene Ontology annotation, biological process: mRNA export from nucleus; protein import into nucleus; ribosomal large subunit export from nucleus. The record is from RefSeq and is a predicted model, not a curated record. The transcript has 11 exons. The coding region runs from base 1 to 1764 and encodes 587 amino acids. NCBI's taxonomy places the organism in Eukaryota, Metazoa, Arthropoda, Insecta, Hymenoptera, Formicidae.